AUGGAAAAGGCUCGUACGAGUAAAUCAGACAAACGCGUGGCUUGGCUCGAUAUAUCGAACGCCUUUGGUGCAAUCCCGCACUUAACUUUGGAAGCGGCCAUUGAGAGGUGUGAAGCAGGACAAGGGUUUCUCGAGAUCGUUCGGAACAUAUACCAAGGUGCAACCUCCGCAAUUAGUGUUGCAGAAGGGAAGACAAGCGACAUCCCUGUCAUGUCGGGCACCAGACAAGGCUGCCCACUCAGCGGCCUUUUAUUUAUCCUGGCAAUAGAUCCAAUAGUCUCCGCAUUGCAAGGCACCAACGCAGACCACUGCGUACUCGCUUUUUCCGAUGAUCUAUGCCUCCUACCCGACAGCCCUACUGAACUCCAAAACGCGAUAGAGUCGGCCCAAUCUCGCCUUGGAUGA
Messenger RNA from Rhopalosiphum padi (bird cherry-oat aphid), 405 nucleotides. RefSeq lists its product as uncharacterized. The record is from RefSeq and is a predicted model, not a curated record. Lineage: Eukaryota; Metazoa; Arthropoda; Insecta; Hemiptera; Aphididae. Bases 1 to 405 code for a protein of 134 amino acids. The transcript has a single exon.